This is a messenger RNA of Acanthaster planci (crown-of-thorns starfish), 12148 nucleotides long. It is a transcript of the gene casz1, whose product is annotated as castor zinc finger 1. Gene Ontology annotation, molecular function: DNA-binding transcription factor activity, RNA polymerase II-specific; RNA polymerase II transcription regulatory region sequence-specific DNA binding. Lineage: Eukaryota; Metazoa; Echinodermata; Asteroidea; Valvatida; Acanthasteridae. The record is from RefSeq and is a predicted model, not a curated record. Gene Ontology annotation, cellular component: nucleus. Gene Ontology annotation, biological process: regulation of neuron differentiation; positive regulation of transcription by RNA polymerase II.
AAGAGAUUCUUUUACUCGUCAAAGCAACUCAGGAGACGUUUUGAAAUAUUCUGAAAUUGAAAAUUAGAUACAGGUGCACAAACUGCCCCGAAGUUAUUGGAUUUAUCCUAAUUCGUUCCAGACAAAAACACAAAUACAUGUAGGUCAGUUUACAGGCAAAUCCAAGUCCAGUCUGCAAUUCCAAUUUCUACAGUUAUUCACCUUGGAACGGGCCCCUAAAAAUGUACAGAAUGUCCAUAGGCGCAUAUCUGAAUUCUGUGGAAUUCCAUAAAGCAGCUAACAAGCUGAAGCUGGAUUCCUCUCUUGCAUGAUAUUGGAUGUAUUCAUUUGCAUUAUGAUGAGGUAUCUCAAUGAAUCAUUCAUGAGUUAGGGUCACUGUCAGUACAGUAGGUGUCACACCAAUAUAGCAUCAUGCUGGUUUUUGAGUACAUGUACUGUAUGUGUGCAGAUCCCCAUAUGUGUCAGUAGCUCAUGGAUUAUUCAUGACUGGUUAUUCUGGAAGACAGUCACGCAGGCUGUACUAUUUUGGUUCGGGAUGCCGUACUGUGCAGUUGACACUAGGCAAAGUUCUCGGUUGUGCAUUGAAUGGACUGUCAAUAACUUCUGAUUUGUUAGGUGUACAUGUACACGUGCAAUGUAUAGAGAUUUUGCCUAGGAGGAACUAUGCACUAAAACAUGAGGCAGAAGUCAACCACCUGGGACAUUGAUGCUGCACCCUUCCGACGAAAUCACCAUGAAGAAGUUAACGUUGAAACUGGAUGCGAUUUGCGCAAAGCUGAAGGAGGGACUUGCCGGACCUCUGGCGGAUGGCGCACCCAUCAACGGUGUGUCACUAGAGUGCCGGGGUGUCCCCGUCACGGAACAUUACUCAUCUUCUUCUCCCAGGAAGGAGAUCUUGAACGGGUCUGAGAGUGGCGUCUCGCCCUGUCUAAGCGCCAAUGAGCUGGACAGCGAAUCUGUGAACAGUCAGGAUGAAGGGAACGAGGAAAAUGGGUUCCUGGACACAGACACACCCAUGAAGACAGGCCUGCUCAAUGGCCAUGUGGACACAACCAAGGUACUCAGUGGUGCAAGCAAGCGUAAGGCCAGGCUAAAACUGGCUCCCCGCCGUUUCUUGGACUCGACAGAUUCUCACCUGCCGCAUGAGAACGGCUACUCAGACUCACCACUGGUGGACAGAACAUAUCCGAGAGGUGCGGGGUCUUCAAAGACAAUCAAUGGAGGAUGCAGCAACAAAUCUCAGGGAAGUAACACAAGCGAUUCAACCUCUAUGCAAAUUUCUUUGUCUCGUCGGGACCUGGACCUGGACUAUCAAGGCAAUAAUUAUUUUCACAGAUCAGCAGCCGACGGCACCCUCAGUGACCCAUCAAGCCCAGGCGGUGAACAAGGGCAGGAUGCCACACCGCUUUGGUACGCAGACGAUUCUCCAAGCGAGAACAGUGAUUACUUGGACAUCUACCCAGAGGAAGACGGGGACGAUGAGGACAGUUUGGGGGAGCUAGACACAGCUCCUAACCCAGCAAACUUGAGCAAUCUGAAAGCAAUACAGGAGUAUGCCGAGCGGAGCUUGACGGAGGACCAAACGGGUCAGCCGAUUGAGGAGGGCCUGGCUACAAACGACGUCAUCUGUGAACUUGCCGAGGAAGGGGGAGCAGAGGAGGCAGAACCCUCGUCAGUGAUGCAGGAGGAGAUGGAAAGGCCCUCCCUAGACACAAUGAGCAAAAACACCAAUGACAAUGACGAGGACAAAGAUGAUGAAGAUUACGCUGUCCCAACAGACUCUAGGCCCAUCCCCUUGAAGAUACCUGUCAUUGGCAAAAGGGACAAGCAUGGAAAUCCGUACGACCCAUCAGCCGUGCAGGAGUACGCCAGUGACACCAUGAAUGAACUCAUAGGAAUGUACGGGUUUGAGGAGGGGUCCAAUCCAGACAUUGCAAAGGAUGUGCCAUUAGAUUCUUUCAGCUUUAAAAAUAUACAGAAAAUGGAAGAGAAGAAUGCGAGUGAACGUAAAAAAGAUGCCCUCCAGAAGUACAUCCAUCGACACGCCAACCUCCAUGUCCCAGAUCUGACCCGGUUUCAUGGAGCACGCUCCAGCACCUCUCCAGAAGACACUGGUUCCCAAUUGCCUCUGAGUACCUGUGACAGUAGCGACAUCCCCAACCAGGGCAGUCUGCUCGGGAGUGAUGCCACGCCACAGUUGGCCUCGCAAGCUGGCGUCGGAGGCAAAGUGGCCUCGUUACCGCAGGCUAGCGAGCCUCAGUCUAAGAUGAGACUUGCCCCACCGUUGGGGAAGACAACAAAGACCGUGAAGGACCUCAUCAAUGAGCAGAAAGGGAGAGAAGAAGGGGCAGAGUUAGAGGAGGGGGAUGAAGAUUUCCGACCGCGACGGUUCUCCAAGUACGACUUCUUCAUUCAGAGCUUAGAAGCAGGUCAAGCGAUCGACUAUUCGGCCCAUCGCAUCUCCAAAUAUGACAGCUACAUCCGCAAGUUGAAAGCAGGUGAGGCCAUACACAAAGUCAUAGGUCGAAGGCAGAGCGCGUCGCAGAAGAUCCGGGACAUUAUUAGCACCCAGAUCCAUCGGAAGCAUGAACAGGGCAGUGAUGGGGCACCCGGAGAUGAAGAGGAGGAUAAUGAAAUAGUGAGUGAGAAGACAGCAGAAGCCUUCAAUCCUAUCGUCAACAACCACAUCAAGACCUCCAAGUAUGCCUCCAAGUACGACUACUUUCUCAACAAGCUCCGGAAAGGCGACGACGUCAACCCCUUCGAGAUCACCCUGUCUAACGCAGCCUCGACCUCCGGCUCUGAGACAACCUCAAACAGCGGUCCCUCACCGUCCACCAGCAGCCAUGGAGCACUGCUGGACUACACUGGCCAAGCGGGGGACCAGGGAAAUCUGGUCAUUACUGAGGAACCAGAGCAGCGCGAGCUAUCCUUUGCAGAAGGGACAGGCAAGAGGAACAUCUCCAAUGGCCUGGCCAAGAUGGUCAAAGAUGAGAUCACGCCGGGAGAGAUGAAUGUCUUCAGCAAGUACAUCUCAAGAUACUCUGGUUCAGCGCAUUGUGGCCAUCUGCAUUGUGUCUACCAAUACAAAGAACAUUACCAUUGCAACGAUGAAGGCUGCAAUUUUGCUAGAUUCACACGUAAGGAGGAUGUCGUCCGUCAUUAUAACUGGCACAAGAGACGCGAUAACUCCCUCCAGCAUGGCUUCAUGCGUUUCAGCCCCUCAGAUAACUGCAGUCCUUACUACCCAGAUUGCACCAUCAACCUCAAGCAUACCCACUACCAUUGCUUACAGAGUGGCUGCAACAAGGUCUACACUAGCACCUCCGAUGUCCUGACCCACGAGAACUUCCACAAGAAGAACAUGUCCCUCAUCAAUGAGGGCUUCCAGCGCUUCCGGGCCACGGAGGACUGCGGCGUGCCCACCUGCACCUUCUACGGCCAUAAGACCACACACUUCCACUGCCGCCGCCCAGGCUGCGACUUUGUCUUCAAGAAUAAGUGCGACAUCGAGAAGCACAAGACCUACCACAUCAAGGAUGACAUCUACCGCAAGGAUGGGUUCAAGAAAUUCAGCAAACACGAGAAAUGCAAGUAUAACUGGUGCAAAUACUCCAACAACACCAACCACUUCCACUGCAUCCGCAAGAACUGUGGCUUUGUCUUCACUGCGGCCAACCAGAUGCAGUCCCACAAGCGUAAGCACGACCGGCGCCAGCGCAUCCUGGAGUACGAGGCAGCCCGCCACCAGCGAGGGUUCUCGCUUCGGCUGAUCCGUCCCAAGCCAACCCCGAGCAUGUCCGCCCUGAAGCGCCUCCGAGACGUCCCUGAGACCGUGCUGAUACAGGCGGACGGAUCGGUGUUGCCCCAGCGAGUCAAGCCCCUGGACUACCUCUCGUCUCCCUCCAUGGUGGCGUCUACCUCCCAGUCAGCCCUCACCCCCAUCACUGUGGCCGGUAAUCCAACAACCACGACGACUGCAGAGACGGACAAGCUUCCAUCGGCUUUUGUCAGCAUCAGCUCAGGAGGAAUGGCUGAAGAGGAAGGACUGAGUGACUCCCUCAAUUUGCCGGUUGCCUCUCACAUUUCUCCUCCACAAAUAGAUCCUGGAAUGGGCAGGGAGUCAGUUACCUCUUCGUCCCCAGCCCCGCCAGCGGCAGCAGCAGCAGCAUGCAUCGCCCUGGCCACAGCGGCCAGUCAGAGCAAUGCAGCUCCCGGCCGUGCCGCUAGCAACACCUUCAGCAGCUCGGGUACCAAGGAGGGUAAACCGGAAGAACCCUGGCAGAAGUACCUCAAGAGGUUCACAGCCAAUGACCCCUGCCGACCUCGCUGUGAGCUGCUAUACAAAGAUCACUACCACUGCAAGGUGGAGGAUUGUGGGGCAGUCUACAAGUCCAAAGAGGGCGUUAACAAGCAUGCUAGAUACCACAUGCUAUCAGACGAAGCCAGUGAUUUGGGAUUCCAGUACUUCCAGCAAGGAGAGAGCUGCGAGGAGCUGUUUCCAGGAUGCUCAUUCAGUCCGCUGGCUCACUACCACUGCAUGUGGAGCUUAAAACCUGGCAUCUACUGUGGCGAGGUCGUCCACACUGGUAGCUCGCUCAUGAAACCUCACUAUGAGAAACACAAGAUGAACCCUGAGCUGGAAUCCAUUCACAUCUCAGCAGUCAGCUUCUCCGAGGCCCAAGCCCAGAGCACACUCAAGGCCCCGACCACCCUAGCUCCAGCUUCCAAAUCCACCGCGACUCACACCCAGAGCUGUGAUGCUAACGAGGUCCCCGGUUCGGUGCCGGUGACCGAUCUACUUCCGAGUACUUCCUCCCCGGGGGUGGCAUCAGGUGAAGGCUUCAUCACCUGCGAGCCCGACGUCUGCACGGUGGAAGACUGCCCACACCGAGCCAAGCACCACUACCACUGUACCCGGGGCGAUUGCCAGUUUGCCACUGAGAACCAGGACAUGCUGAGAGACCACAAGGUCAACGAGAGCGUCAUCUUCCAGAGCUUCCGGCAAAUGAGUCGUAAGAUGGACUGUCGCCGACCAGGCUGUAAAUACAACCUCCUCAACAAGCACUAUCACUGUCUUCAUCAGGGAUGCAAUUUCUCCUUCUUACAGAUUCAGCAGAUGGAGAGCCAUGGCCGGAAACACAUGAGACGCAUCUACGGCAAGCACUUCAACAAGCCCGGAGGCUCUCUGAUAGGUCCACAGCAGCUUGUCAUACCCAUGGUUUCGGCCAGCUCAGUACCCUUCUCGUCAGCUGUGUCCAACCAGAUUAUGUUCUCCAGUGCCGCGCCCAUCCUUACGCUACCCUCAUUGACACCGAGCGUGGUGCCCAGUAUGUCAUCAACUAAUGCAGCCAUCAUGAAUGCCGGCAGUCUUGGGUUGAUGAGUGUCGGAAACAUGGGGGUGGUCAAUCAGGUCGGAGUACCAAUCCAAAUGAUCAAUCCCACAGUUCCGACCAGUUCCUCCAAGCCAUUGCCGCCAUUCAUGAUCCCACUGUCACCACUUGACGACGAAGAUGUCAACGGUAACCAAGCACAGCCAAGCACCAGCCAGAAUUAUGACGACCUGGUUCAGCUCAAGUACCAAUCUCUGGCUCUGAAGAAUCCGGAGGCAGCGUAUGCCGGAAUGGUGCCGACAUCUCGUAAGCGGUCUCUAAAUUUGAUCGAGGAGGACCCAGGAGCCCCUUCGGGAUACAAGCGCUAUAAACGGGGACCUUUAGAUUCUAUGAUGAUGGACCGGUUCCGCCGCUUCGACCGCAGCGAGUCCUGUGGUGAGGACGCCUGUCAGUUCAACAUGACCACCACUCACUACCACUGCCUCCAUGAGGAUUGCACCUACCGCUUCGCCGGCAAGACCAUGAUGUACAAGCAUGCCCAGCACCACGACCGGGUCAACAGCAUCAUCCAGAACGACUUCCGGCGCUUCAAGGCCAACCACGAGUGUGAGCAGGACAGCUGUCCCUACCAAGGCAACAGCACCCACUUCCACUGCCUACGCUGCACCUUCGUCUGCACGGACUCGGGCAAGGUGGCGGUGCAUCGCAAGCAGCACGCCAAGACGGACACCAUCUCAGCGGCAGGCUUCAAGCAGUACAGCAGCGCCGAGCCCUGCGGCUUCAUGGGUUGCAAGUACACCCUGAGGUACUCCCACUUCCACUGCAAUAGAGACGGGUGCACGCAAGGUGUGAUCGGGAUGACUCAGAUGGAGACCCACAGACGGAGACACAUGCUCAAUGUACGCGUCUAGUGAGUCGGGAUGGCAGAUCAUGUGCAAUCCAAGGUGAAGUCAACUGGCACGAGUCGCAUUUCUCAUUGGUCACCCCUGUGCAUCAUAGAUACCUAGAUACUUUGGUUUGUUCCCUGUGAAUCAUAGGUGCAUCCCUAAGGCCCAUCUUAGGUACACUUCAGUUGCAUAGUAGGCACUCUUCAGAAGCAUUUGCGUUGUAUCUUAGGUGCAUAGUUUGGUUUUAUUGUAGGGGAAUGUAAGUCACAGAUGCAGUAUAAUGCAGUGUGCAUGACCGGUCGAUGUUCUAUCACAAAGUAGGUGCAUGCAGCCAAGUAGGUGCGUGCAGCCUAGUAGGUGCGUGCAGCCUAGUAGGUGCAUGCAGCCUAGUAGGUGCAUGCAGCCUAGUAGGUGCAUGCAGCCUAGUAGGUGCAGAAAGAUAAAUCACUCUUCUCACUUGGUGCCUUUAAGGUGCAUCAAGAUUCAGCAGGGUUGUGUUGAAAUGAAGCAGGACAGGCAAGAUGGUAGCCUGGGGUGGCAUUCGCUGCAUAGGUGGUCCCUCAAAAGCACAGGUGGAACAAGCUUGUUAGUGGCAAGUCUCGGGUGCAUCACAGGUGUGCCACAGGUGCAAGGUUGAACAUUUGACUGGUUCAUUUAGAAGUACCUCCCCAGCUCAUUGGAUAUGCCAUGUAACCUCCGCAGAAAAAUGAUGAAUUAUAGUAAUUUAAGGGGUCCCAGAAGCAUCAUAUUAACAACUCCCUACUGCCAUAAAGUUUUAUAAAAUAUGCACGAGAAGAUGACCUAUAGUACAAAAAUGUCUUCUCCAAUUAAUACAACCUUAAAUUAGAAAGUCGUAUAUGCAAGUAGUUUGUAAAGUUAUAAUGCCCUUAAAAGUGUUUCCACAUUGUGGCAGCUUAUUUUGAAGUAAUACAAACUCAAGAUUUGUUCCAGUUCUGACACAGGAAGAUUCCAGCAAUAUGUUUAAGUUUCAUGUCUAUCCGAUAGAAAGAGAAAUAAAGUCACAAUAUAUUUUGACAAACAAAGAGAUUUUUUUAUUUCGCAUCGUUGCACUGAGCAUAACUGUGCUUGUCUUCCUUCUGCACCAGAAUGUUUUAUUUUAUGGCUUUUAUUAUUUUAGAAACAUCCAAAGUGCCAACCGAAAGGCCUUCCUACAAAAAACCCAAAAAUAUGAGACAGUUUUUUAAUUACUUGCGGGAGUGUACAUAUCUCAAGGCAAGCAACACUUGGUAAACUAUAUUUGAUGAGCUCUCGAAAUGGAGACAUUACUUUAGCUGUGUUACUUUCCCUUUUUCUUUGUGAAAACUUAAUCAUGAGCAUGUAAAUUCCUGAAAAACAGGUCAUGUGACUGAUACCGGCAUCACACGACGAAUCUAUAUGAUGCAUCAUGUGAUAUUUGACAGAAUGAUUGGCCCUUAUGAUGUGUCAGAAAUUAUGGCUUCACUGGAAACGAAAAAGAUUGUCUAAAUGAUUGUUCAACUGUAGUAGACAAACAACGAAUCGAAAAAAAAAAUUAUAAUUGACUUGUUCUUGUCUCUGUAUCUUCAGUGAUGAUUAUGCUGUUGUACUUCUUGAAGUCUUUUAACAUAGAGCAAUAUGUACAAAUAAGUGUCAUGUGAAUUAAAUGUGAAUGGAUAAUGCUUAUCUUAGCAAUAACAUUGUACAGAGGAUUAUCAAGGCGAAACUGUAGACCGAUUGUAAAUAGUGUUAGCUGGAAAAGUUGAAGAAAAAUAACAGUAUUAAAGAGUGAUUUUAUUGUUUUAUCAAAAUCUAAUUAUUCUGAAACAAAAAUUAUAACCAACAUUGGAGAGAAGAAAAGUUUUAAGAGUUAUGCCUAUUAUUAGACUUGGAACAAUUUCCCCUCAAACCUGGUAUGCAAGAAUAGGUUGCAUUUAAUUUAAAGUUACCCAGUUUUCCUGCAUAUUGUGACAAUGUUUUGAAACUGCAUUGCUGAAGCAUCUUCCCAGCUGUCUCUGAAUACUACCAGACUUUCCAGCCACAACAGUUUGCUUGCAUCAGACAUUUGGUUUUCUGUGGGUCCAGAGGUUAUCAAGGAAGUGGUUAGCUUCCAAAAUUUUUCUAGCAAUUGGUCUGUGGGCAGAUAGCUUUGCUGCAAGAGCUGGUCUACUUUCAAAUUUAAAUCCAAAAGUACAUCAUGCUGUGUAUUUGGUUUCAGCUGACAGCAUUUAAUCGCAGACACAUACAUGCAUGUAAUCUUUAAGCGAUAACUCAACUUACUGUUUGUAUUGAGUAUUUAUGGCAUUUGCCAGAAAGAGCAAAUCAAAACAUUAAAUACUAUUUCUUCAAAGCAAUAACCCUUGUAUAAAUUGUAAAUCUUCUCCAAAUAUCUGAAUCUAAUUUUCUCUUUAUCAGUGUCAUCUGUAAUUAAUAACUCAAAAUUCUAUCUAUCAAAAAAUCUGUAAAGUAACUCUCUCUUCCACCUUAUUCAUUAAUCAAUGCAUAUUUUGUGAACUGUUGGCAAUCAUUGUCAUUGAAACCUUAGUAGUAAUAUUUUCUUCCAACUAUCAAUACUUGUACACUUUCUUGUUCCUUUUAAAUAACUCAUAACAUACUGAGACAUUGUGUAUGCGUAGUUUAGACACAGCAUUGUAGUACACAUAGUUUAGUCUUCCUUUGUGUUGUGCCGUUCUGGCUUCCAGAAAACUAAUCAAAUUUCAAGGAAUAUAUUCACCAAAAGUCUAAGAAUAUUCCCCUCCAAGUAGACAUUCACACUGAUCAAUGAUGUAGUGAUCUUUCUACUCUUUGGAUGGAAAGAUAAACCACAAGUACUUAAAUCCCCGAAAGAAACAUUUUCAUCAAUCAAAAUUUGAGAAUUGAAAACUAAAGUUAGACUAUUGUUGACCAAAACAGAGCCUAUCAUUUUGUACCGUAGUUAAUGUAUCUCUAUGCAAUGUUUGGUGAAUUUGUUCUCCAUUCGAUUUCUGGCAGUGUGACUGUUGUAAACCAACUUUCCCAGGGUGUUUUUGUACGUGUAUGUGUCAUUACUUGACAUUGUUUACACCAUUAUGUAACACACUACUAAUGAAUAUUUUUGAAAAUUUGCAAAAAAAAGAGGAAAAUAGUUCAAAAUAAAAAAAAAUCUUGGGCCCAAAUACCACUUUCAUUUUUCAUAUACUGAUUAGAAAUACCAGUUGAAUCAAGUGGAAUGCCAGCACCAGCUGUUUAAGGUAGAAUAUUUUUGGAUUUGCUAUCACAACUUCCUUUGAUUUCCUUUGAUCCUGUAGUGUGUCAUUUCUAUUGAAAUGUGGAUGCUAAUCUGACUCAUUGGUGAUAUUUAUGAUCCAGGUUAGAGACCACCACGGAAAAGAUGAUGAUCUCAUGAAUGCUUCCUGAACCUUGUGCAAAAAUGCAGGCACUUUCAAAAACAAUUUGGAUUUAUACUCAAGGGUUUGGGCAUUCUGCUUUGAUUAUUAUCAAAUGUGUAAACUUUCUUUUUAAGAAAAAGUUUUAUCCAACCAGGGUAUGUUAAACAAACGCAACCGGAUUUGAUAGUAGGGGAAGAACUCAGUUCCUUUGCAGCAUUUUUGGACUGUUUAGGUUAGAUCCCAAAAGGCAGUUUGAUAUGGUUUGGAACCAUGUGGGUUUUUUGUUGGUGAGAAAGUGUGUUUAGCCAGUGAAAGAACCAUUGUAAUGGAAUGUGUUACUGCCUCGAUCAUUUUCACUUUGUGAGUUUUUGGUCAAAAAAUGGCCUCGGACUGAAGUGCACAUAACUACAGAUUGCUGAACGUCAACCUUUGCUGUGAGGGUUCAGACACAAAAACUAGCACCCUGUUGUGGUCUGUGAUAGGUCAGUAUUUCUACACUCUAGUUUAAUGUUGUGGAGGUUUUGUCUAGACUACAUCCAAUCGCCCUCCCUGACUAUUAGAUUGCCCUUCCCCUAGUACCCUUCAUUUUGGCAUAUCUUCCAGAAAUACUUUGCAUUGGUGACGAUAUUGUAUACCCGUGUGGAAGUUGCCCAGUACGUGAUGUGGAAUGCGAAGUUAAUUGCUGUGAAAUGAAGUUAACACUGUGCUUUCAUUGGAAUAUUUCUGUAGAGCGUAACAUAAUGAAUAGAUGAAGUUUCUUACAUAUUUGUAAAGUUUUGAAUUUUAGAAUUGUUUACAUGAAAAUACACCAUAUAGCAUAAAGUUUCAAAUACAUAGUGUUGACAAUUUUCAUUGUAUAACUUCCCGUAGACAUACUGGAUAUUGCUUUUGCUAUGAUGUGUAAUUUAUUGUAGGUAUGGUCAACAAAUUUGUGAAUUAUUUUAUAAAGGAAACAAAAGUUGUAAAGUUAUGAUAGCAGCUUCCGACAGAUUCUAGUUGUACCGUACUCUGUGAAUUUGUAAAAUAUGUAAUUUUUUCCCCAGUUUCUCCACAAAUUGCAUGAGUGAUAAGAAUUAACAGUGUACAAGAGAGAUUUCUCUGAAAAUUAUCAUAAUCAUCACCAGUUGGACUGUUAAGUAUGUAUUCGGUGUUUUUGUUUACUAUAAUCCAUUAUAACUGUGGCGUGUGUGAUUUUAAUAUAGAGGAUUUUGUUGUGAACUUCCUCAUAUAUACCUGUAGUUAAUAUGUAAAUGCACAUUGUUGCCCAUAGUGAUUGGCCAGAGCUUUGAUGACAUCACGAACUAAGGUUGUGACAAUUGGUGGAAUGUAUGAUGAUGUCAUUAGUGUCAGAAACCAAAUCCUGCUAUUGGCUAGCAAGGCAUGGGGUUAACAAAACAGGGUUGUGAUUGGUUGAAGUGUAAAGGAUGUCACAGUCACUUUCUCAGAAUUUUCAAUCAGAUUUUUACCUUAUUUACAGGAAAACAAAGAAAAGAAAAAUACACUGAUGUUAAUCUGCUGUUGCGCUUAAUAAGUUGAGCACAAAGUCAGCAUUUAGUUUUUUCUGCACCAGUUGCAGCUUUUUUUUUGAGACCUCCAAUUUUGCUGCCUGUUAGGAAAAGGCCUGGCAGGUGUGACGUCUGUUUAUUGCAGUGCUAGCAAGUAUUUAUCCUUAAUAAUCACAGAGGAAUUUGUUAAAAAAAAGUGUGCAAAAAUGAUUUACAAGGUGUGCAUUCCAGUAGUACGUUAUCUGUAGCCGAGUUGUAGUUUACGUCUGUGUAUGCAGUGUUGAAUGUGUUUUUAAUGUGAUUUUUCUGCUUGAAAUUUAUUUGAAAAGUGAGUGGCAAUCAUGAAAGGGACAUUUUAAAAUAAAUGUUUCCCUUUUCUUUUCUGUUUUAGUAGUGCUUGAAAAAAUAUGAGUCAAUUGUAUGAGUUUUUUUUUGUUGGAAGUGCAAAUUACUUUAUCCAAUUCUUUUCUACGUGUCAUAGGAGUAGUGAUGUCAGUACUUUCGAUAUUCCUCAUGUAUGAGACCAGUUUGAUGAGACUUGAUUUUGAUUGAAUGUAUGUACAUGUAUAUGAUUUAGUUAGGCAGAAGUAGCAGAUACUUCAUGUGCUGUGCAUACAGCACCAUGCCAGCCUUGUUCUGUCAAAGCAUAGGGCUUACUUUCUGUUGAAGCCAUUAGCAUUAAGAGACCCAAGCUAAAGUGUUGCCUGGCUGGCGGAGCACUGAUUUCACAUUUCUGAAGUGAAUUAACGCUGGAUUGUUCUGGUUUAUAUCUGUGAAUGAAAAAUUCAAAUUGAAAAAAUUAGACUCUGACAAGAUUAUGUUUUUCUCUGAAGGGACAAUUUUAUUUAAUAGCUGCACAAGACUGUAAAAUACAUAUAAAAUUAUUGGUAUGCACAUGGAACACUUCUAGCAACAGGUGUAUUUGUUUUUAAUAAACUAAAAGUACAGAAUACUAACAUUGCUAUUUCCUUUUCAGAGUGAACCAUAAUUGAUAUUUCUCUUUAAAUCUCUCCUAUAUUUAAUUGAAUGUCUUCCCAGUCGAUUUUUUUUAAGUUGAAUAAACCAUAGAAACCAAGAAA